This is a messenger RNA of Daphnia magna, 898 nucleotides long. RefSeq lists its product as uncharacterized. The transcript is spliced from 4 exons. Lineage: Eukaryota; Metazoa; Arthropoda; Branchiopoda; Diplostraca; Daphniidae. Bases 393 to 782 code for a protein of 129 amino acids. The record is from RefSeq and is a predicted model, not a curated record.
UUUCAUCAUAGGUAAUUCCGGUUUCUCCAACGCCCAAUUCAUUAGGCACCUAGGACUACGCAGCGCCCACUGACAUGCUGGCUGCUCAUUUAAUACCCAUGUAGUAUUCUAUGCCUGCAAUUUAUUGCUUACAUUUUCCUGUCCUUUCUCUUGUUAUGACAACCUAUUAGAGGUAAACGUGUUAGAACUACAUUCAAGCAUUGAUAAGACGGCAAAAAUGAAGAAAUUUGAUUAAAAACGAUACCAAAACUGAGUACGAGAUGGCGCCUUAGUUUUAUAAACAUAACAACACCAUUAUCCACGACUUAGAUAUUUUGGACCUGUUGGGUGCACUUUCAUUUCUCACAUUUUCGAAGAAGGGACUUGGUGAACAAAGUAUUAUUAAGUGUACUAUGGAACACGUGAACAAUGGCAGCUUUGUUUCAACUAGUAACGAAACUUCUACAACCACUGAUGUUGGAAACAGCACAGAUACGCCUUUCGAUCAAACUUCAGGCUCACCUGCACACGACGACACUGUUAGCGUAGUCCUAAUACCAUUGGUAAUUAUCGGGCUCCUCCUCGGACUUGCAGCUAUAAUCUUCAUUGUAAUCAGGAGAAGAACUACCAAACAAGCAAGACGUCAAUUUGCCCCAGUAUAUUACUCUGUGGAACAUGAAGAAAGUGGUAAUGAAUGGGAAUCUCAGCUCAUGGAUGAAGAAUUGGCCAGACAUGCAAAUAUUGUUAAGCCAAAUCGUGGAAACCAAGCCAGACUCCAGUUUGAGAAGGGUGGCACUAAAUAGACCUAGCUAAGUCACUGUCUGGUGUGAUGAAUAGAACUAGAACAAGUAUUGUGAUUCAGCCUUCUGAAAUAAAAUUUUUAAGAAGCCAAAAUACAAUUGUGAUUGAAAAUAGAAAA